This is a messenger RNA of Volvox carteri f. nagariensis, 495 nucleotides long. RefSeq lists its product as uncharacterized. The record is from RefSeq and is a predicted model, not a curated record. The coding region runs from base 1 to 495 and encodes 164 amino acids. NCBI's taxonomy places the organism in Eukaryota, Viridiplantae, Chlorophyta, Chlorophyceae, Chlamydomonadales, Volvocaceae. The transcript has 3 exons.
AUGUACGGCGCCGAGGGGGUUGGUGGGCUGGCAGCGGGGGUGGGAGCACCCUUGGUGGUGGUGAUGGUGGCGGUAGUGGAGGCAUUGAGCUCAGUGGAGGAGGGGGCUUGGGCCGCUUGGGACGCAGCGGGGGCGAUGCCAGUCCUGGUGAUGGUGAAAAUAUAUCACGAAGUGGAGAAGAUGGCAAAGGUGGCCGUGGUGGUGGUGGUAAAGAAGGUGGACGACGCGGUGGGAAUGGUGGCGGCCGUGGAGGUUUUGGGGGCUUCGGUGGUGACGGGGGCGGAGAAGGUGGAACCAGCGGUGGAAACGGUGGCGUGGAGGGUUUCUGAGCGAUCGUUGCAUUGGUUGCUGCUGCCAAGAAAUCAGCAGUUAUGGGCGGGGUUGGGGGUGGUCGAGGCGGGCGGGGAGGUGGAGGUGGCGGGCUGGGUGAUUCAAUUACGCCAGGAGGGUUGGGUGGUCGAGGGAUUCCCAAGGAGUCCGCUAUUUGUUGCUUGA